AUGUGGAACUUUAACCAUCUAGGGGAGGAUUAGGUAUUGGGUCAUGUUAAAUGGAGCCUGGUGCAGGAUCCCCUUCUCUGAUUGGCUGUGGUCCGAGCUGCAUGAUUAUGCAGCCCAUUGUUCCUUUGUGGUGUUGGGUGGGAUAUAAAUGAGGCCACGACCAAAAGACUCAUUCAACACCACCUUCUGAUGUCCACGCACACAAAAAUACUGCUGGUUUCCAGGGUCCAUUUUCAAGCUUUAAGAAGGUCAUUCCCCGCUCCACGUCUGUCUCCCAGCAAGGCCCGUCGAAAGGUUCGAGGAACGAACACGCAGCCUCUGACUGUCGCCGAGAUGGACUCUGACGCCGGCUCCAUCUCCAGCCGCUCCUCUUCUCCAGACCCGAUGGAGAAGGGUGGAGGUGUCUUGUCCGCCAAGGUGCUGCAGGCGUACUGCAGGGAUCCAGGAGCCCAGAGCGGAUCCCUGAUUCCGAGCAGAGGGAAGUCCAGAGGCCAGGCCCGGUCCACCAAGGAGAAUCCAGAGGACCCGCAGGACCUGCGGCUGAAGGUGAACAGCCGGGAGAGGAAGCGGAUGCACGACCUGAACCAGGCCAUGGACGGUCUGCGGGAGGUCAUGCCCUACGCCCAGGGCCCCUCCGUCCGGAAGCUCUCUAAGAUCUCCACCCUGUUGCUGGCGCGCAACUACAUCCUCAUGCUGUCCAGCUCACUGGAGGAGAUGCGGAAGCUGGUGGGGGACGUGUAUGGGGCCGGCCGUCCGGCUCACACGGCCCGCUGCGGGCCCGCCGCCCCUCCGUCGCUGCCGCUCUUCCCGCUGGCCCAGUCCUUGCCAUCGCUGCCGGGCACGCCACCCCUGCUCCAGCCACCCUCCUCGGCUUCAUCGCCACCUUCCGUCCACUCGCCGCCCGCCGCCGCCAGCUUCCCAGGCUUCCGCCUUCCUCAUCAGAACCCCCUGAAGGACAUGAGCCACGUCUCUGGCUCCUUCAGGCACUUCCCCAGCAUCCCUUGCCCGUGCUCCCUCUGCCAGCCCCCCUCGACUUCCAUACACAGCCUGCCCAGCCUAUCUAUAGGUAAGUGAGCAGGCGAGUCCCAGGUCUGGCCAUCGCAGAGCAGGCCGCAAAAUGGACACGAGUUCAAUCCCUGAAAGAACUCAAACACGGACCUGUAAAUCUUUCUGGAAAAUGGGUGCCUUGCUGUAAACUGCAUUUUAGUUUUUGUUCAAGCCAAUGCUACUUUUACAGAAAAAUGUUUAGCUAAAUGCACUUGUGUAUUUUCUUUAUCAGACUCUAGCCCGCUAUUUUUUGUAUGUAUAUUAUAUUAUACAGUGCACUGAAGUUCUUACUUGAUGUUCUGAAUUUAUUCUUGCCGAGUGAU
This is a messenger RNA of Paramormyrops kingsleyae, 1370 nucleotides long. It is a transcript of the gene olig4, whose product is annotated as oligodendrocyte transcription factor 4. Gene Ontology annotation, biological process: axon development; sensory organ development; positive regulation of transcription by RNA polymerase II. The record is from RefSeq and is a predicted model, not a curated record. Lineage: Eukaryota; Metazoa; Chordata; Actinopteri; Osteoglossiformes; Mormyridae. Gene Ontology annotation, cellular component: nucleus. Gene Ontology annotation, molecular function: E-box binding; DNA-binding transcription factor activity, RNA polymerase II-specific; protein dimerization activity.